Megalops cyprinoides (Indo-Pacific tarpon) is the source of this 4636-nucleotide messenger RNA. It is a transcript of the gene dapk1, whose product is annotated as death-associated protein kinase 1. The coding region runs from base 263 to 4561 and encodes 1432 amino acids. The record is from RefSeq and is a predicted model, not a curated record. Lineage: Eukaryota; Metazoa; Chordata; Actinopteri; Elopiformes; Megalopidae. Gene Ontology annotation, cellular component: cytoplasm; nucleus. Gene Ontology annotation, biological process: positive regulation of apoptotic process; intracellular signal transduction; protein phosphorylation. The transcript is spliced from 26 exons. Gene Ontology annotation, molecular function: protein binding; protein serine/threonine kinase activity; ATP binding.
CGCCACACACCACCAGUACAUUGUUACGAGCCUCCCAUUUCCUGCAACAUUCUUUUUAAUGUCUCCGCUGAAAAACGCUCGGCUUGUUUAACGCGCUGUGUGCAGGGGGGUACCGGCAAAUUGGAAACUGACGGAUGUGGGGUUUCGAAGACCAAAUAUGAGAGGGGUUCGCCGUAAAAUGUCAAGAGGUUUGACAGAAAUGGGUUGCUGAAAGCGGUGGGCGCUGAUUUGGGAUUCUCGGGAGCAGGUAGCGCCUACCACCAUGACCGUAUUCAACCAGGAGAAUGUUGAGGAAUAUUACGAAAUUGGAGAUGAGCUUGGAAGCGGUCAGUUCGCUGUGGUCAAGAAAUGCCGGGAGAAAAGCACGGGGGCGGAGUACGCCGCCAAAUUCAUCAAGAAGCGCCGGAGCAAGUCCAGCCGGCGCGGGGUGACCAAAGAGGACAUCGAGAGGGAGGUCAGCAUCCUCAAAGAGAUCCGACACCCCAACGUCAUCACGCUGCAUGACGUCUUUGAGAGCAAGACCGAAGUCAUCCUCAUCCUGGAGCUGGUGGCAGGGGGAGAGCUCUUCGACUUCCUGGCGGAGAAGGAGUCUCUGACGGAGGAGGAAGCCACCGAAUUCCUCAAGCAGAUCCUAGACGGAGUCCUCUACCUGCACUCCAAGCGGAUCGCCCACUUUGACCUGAAGCCGGAGAACAUCAUGUUGCUGAACAGGACAGUGCCUCACCCACGGAUCAAGCUCAUCGACUUUGGCUUGGCUCACAAGAUCGAUUUUGGCAACGAUUUCAAAAACAUCUUUGGGACUCCGGAAUUUGUAGCUCCAGAAGUGGUGAAUUAUGAGCCCCUUGGCCUGGAAGCGGACAUGUGGAGCAUCGGGGUGAUAACAUAUAUUCUUUUGAGCGGCGCCUCCCCCUUCCUUGGAGACAACAAACAAGAGACUCUGGCCAACGUCUCCGCCGUCAACUACGAGUUCGAUGAGGAGUUCUUCAGAAACACGAGCGCCCUGGCCAAAGACUUCAUCACGAGACUGCUGAUCAAAGAUCCAAAAAAAAGAAUGACAAUUCAGGAUAGCCUACAACAUCCCUGGAUCAAGCCAAAGGACACACAGCAGGCACUUAGCAGGAAGGAAUCUGCCGUAAACAUGGAGAAGUUUAAGAAGUUUGCAGCUCGUAGAAAAUGGAAGCAAUCAGUGCGGCUCAUCUCCCUGUGCAACCGUCUCUCAAGGUCUUUCUUGUCCAGGAGCAACAUGAGUGUGGCUCGCAGUGAUGACACCUUGGAUGAGGAAGACUCUUUUGUGAUGAAGGCAAUCAUCCAUGCCAUCAACGACGACAAUGUGCCGGGACUGCAGCACCUCCUUGGAUCCCUGACAAGUUAUGACGUGAACCAGCCCAACAAGCAUGGGACUCCCCCACUGCUCAUCGCAGCCGGCUGUGGAAACAUCCAGAUCAUCGACGUCCUCAUGAGGAAAGGGGCAGAGAUCCAGGCCCAUGACAAGUCUGGUGCGAACGCUGUUUAUUACGCGGCGAGACACGGGCAUGUCGAAACCUUGAAAUUCCUGCAUGAAAAGGAGUGCCCUCUGGAUACCCAAGAUAAGUCUGGAGAGACUGCCCUUCACGUGGCAGCCAGGUAUGGGAAUGUGGACGUGGUCCAGCACCUCUGCAGUAUACAUGCCAACCCCGACCUGCCAGACCGGGAGCAGGAGACGCCCCUCCACUGCGCUGCCUGGCACGGCUACUCGCCCGUAGCCCGGGUGCUGUGCGAGGCUGGCUGCGAUGUCAACGUCAGGAACCGGGAGGGGGAGAGCCCACUCCUGACCGCCUCCGCCCGCGGCUUCCGGGACAUCGUGGAGUGCCUGGUGGAGCACGGUGCCGACCUGGACUCCACUGAUAAAGACGGCCACAUCGCCCUGCACCUGGCCGUGCGCAGGUGCCAGGUGGAGGUGGUAAAGUGCCUGCUCAGCCACUACUCCUACGUGGACCACCAGGAUCGCCACGGCAACACCCCCCUGCACAUCGCCUGCAAGGACGGCAACUUGCCCGUCGUGUCGCUCCUCUUGGAGGCCAAGGCGAGCCUGGAUAUCCCCAACAAAUAUGGAAGAACUCCUCUGCACCUGGCAGCUAAUAACGGAGGCCUUGAAGUCGUUCGACACCUGUGCGUUGCCGGAGCAAACAUCGACAUCCUCACCAACGACGGGAAGUCGGCCGAAGACCUGGCCAUGAUCGAGCAGCACGAGCCCAUCGCCGUCCUGCUGGGAAAGCUGAAAAAGGACACGCACAAAGGCAGCUACAUCCAGCAGCUGCGGCCGACGCAGACCCCGCAGCCCCGGAUCAAGAUGAAGCUGUUUGGCCACUCGGGCUCGGGGAAGAGCACCCUGCUGGACUCGCUCAAGUGCGGCAUUCUGCGCAGCUUCUUCAGGAGGCGGAGGCCGCGGAUCUCCUCCACCAACUCCUCACGCUUCCCCCCCUCCCCCGUCUCCUCCAAACCCGCAGUCUCAGUCAGCAUCAGCAACCUGUACCCGGGCUGCGAGAAUGUGAGCGUGCGCAGCCGAAGCAUGAUGUUCGAACCCAGCCUCACCAAGGGUGUCCUGGAGGUCUUCUCCCCCAUGCACAGCGCCCUCUCCGCCGCCGACGACCAGGCCACCAGGGCCAUCGACAUCCAGCACGCCAACAUCAACGGAGUGGGCGACUUCAGCGUGUGGGAGUUCUCUGGUAACCCAGUAUACUACUGCUCGUACGAUUACUUCGCAGCAAACGACAGCACCGCGGUUCACCUGGUCCUCUUCAGCCUGGAGGAGCCCUACGAGACCCAGCUCAACCAGGUCACCUUCUGGCUCAACUUCCUCAAGUCCCUCACCCUACCUGAUGACAACAUAGCCUUUGGAGGGAAGAUUAAAAACCCCUUGCAGGUCGUGUUGGUGGCCACACACGCUGACAUCGUGAACCUGCCACGAUCCUUUGGGGGGGAGUUUGGCUACGACAAGGAGAGGUCUCUCCUAAAGGAAGUCAGGGCCAGGUUUGGCAAUGACCUGCAGAUCUCUGAGAAGCUUUUUGUCCUGGAUGCCGGGGCGUCCAAUUCCAAAGACAUGAAGCUGCUACGAAAUCACCUGCAGGAGCUGCGAAAUGCCAUCGUUUCCACAUGCCAGCCCAUGACCCUGCUGUGUGAGAAGAUCGUCUCCACCCUGCCCUCGUGGAGGAAGAUGAACGGGCCCAACCAGCUCAUGUCCUGGCAGCAGUUUGUGCUGGACGUGCAGGAGCAGAUCAAUCCCCUGGUCAGCGAGGAGGACCUGCGGGAGCUGGCCUCCCAGCUGCACAGCAUGGGAGAGAUCAACAUCAUGCAGAGCGAGACCGUGCAAGACGUGGUGCUGCUGGACCCGCGCUGGCUGUGCAGCGGCGUGCUGGCCAAGAUACUGUCCAUAGAGACGCCCAAGGCCAUCCACCACUACAGGGGGCGCUACCGGCUGGAGGAGCUGCAGGGCCUGGUGGCGGAGAGCGACGUGGACGAGCUGCUCCAGAUCCUGGACGCCAUGGACGUGUGCGCGCGCGACCUGAGCAACCCGGCCAUGGUGGACAUCCCGGCCCUCAUCAAGACCAACGGGCUGCACCGGUCCUGGACGGAGGAGGACGAGGAGGAGGAGGCGCUGGUGUACGGCGGGGUGCGUGUGGUCCCGGCCGAGCACCUGGCCCCCUUCCCCUGCGGCCUCUUCCACAAGCUGCAGGUCAACCUGUGCCGCUGGAGCCACCAGCAGAAGCCCGAGGGCGACGACAUCCGCCUGUGGACCAACGGGGCCAAGAUCUCGCACGCAGGCGCUGAGGCCAUGGUGCUGCUGGUCAACCACGGCCAGGGCGUGGAGGUGCAGGUGCGGGGGCCGGACUCGGACAGGGUGAAGUGCUACACCCUGCUGGACCUGAUCUGCAGCAUCAUCGACAACCUGCUGGCCGCCACACUCCCGGGACUGCUGACAGCCAAGUACUACCUGAGCCCCCAGCAGCUGAGGGAGCACCACGGGCCCGUCAUGAUCUACCAGCCGAAGGACUUCUUCCGGGCCCAGGCGCAGCGGGAGGCCUCCCUCACCAACACCAUGGGCGGCUACAAGGAGAGCUUCAGUAGCAUCCUGAGCUUCGGCUGUGCCGAGGUCUACCGCCAGGGCAGCCUGGGGACCGACGUCCACAUAUCGGACGUCUGCCUCCUGGCCAGGAGGAAGCUGAGCCGGCUGCUGGACCCGCCCGACGCCAUGGGCAAGGACUGGUGCCUGCUGGCCAUGAACCUGGGCUUGACGGAGCUGGUGGCCAAGCACAGCGCCCCCAACGGGACGCCGGCAGAGGGGGCGCCCCAGCCCAGCCCCACGGCUGUGCUCCUGCGGGAGUGGAGCGGGCGGCCCGACAGCACCGUCGGCGUCCUCAUGGCCAAGCUCCGAGAGCUGGGCCGCCGGGACGCGGCCGACUUCCUCCUGAAAGCGGCGCCCGUGUUCAGGGUCAACCCAGAGGUGGCCGCCGCGGACAGCUACGCUCCCACCUGCAACGGCGGGACGUCCUACAACUCCAUCAGCUCGGUCAUAUCGCGGUGAGGGGGAGCGCGGUCUGGGACGCUGAGUGCAAUCCUCACUGGGACCGGCCGCUCCUCCUCUGUUGUACAAAAAAAA